UCAGCGCAGUCCAUCCCUUUGGAUCCUACUGCUGCUCAGAGCUCUAGGAUACGUUCACUUAUGCGUAGCAAAACAAAGGAUACUCUCUGUUUCCACAGAACUGUUCGAAUAUUAUCGGUAGCCUAUUUGAGAAGUACUCCAUUAUAUAGAUCAGAAGUGCCGUGCUCUUCAAGUGUCAAUUAUUUAUUGGAGUUGUCACUAGACAUUUUGUCACGACUGUCUCCCAAACGCGUUUGCCCUGUAUUGACGGGAACAGCAAUAUAAAUGAAGAGGGACUUAACGUGACGGUAUUGAGCAGAGCACUUGCGCGUUUUGGUGCGCUGCGAAGGUGUAUGCCAAUUCAACGGCUGCCACCUCCAGGCAUUGAAUCCAAGUAAAUAUCGGCAGGGUGACUAGAGGAAUGGCUGCGGCAAACAACGGAUCAAACACAACUAGGACCUUUACAAAUCAGUUUGUACAACCGCCUUGGCGCAUCGUGCUAUGGUCGGUCGCGUACAGCCUUGUGCUCGCAGUGGCAGUUUUUGGGAACCUGAUAGUGAUUUGGAUCGUAUUGGCGCACAAGAGGAUGCGGACCGUGACAAACUACUUUUUACUCAACUUGGCUUUCUCUGACGCCUCAAUGGCCGCGUUCAACACGUUGAUUAAUUUCAUAUAUGCUGCUCACGGCAAUUGGUACUUUGGAGAAUCAUACUGCAAGUUCCACAACUUUUUCCCAGUCACAGCAGUGUUUUCAAGCAUCUAUUCAAUGAGCGCAAUAGCGGUCGACAGGUACAUGGCCAUCAUCCACCCGCUGAAACCCAGGCUGUCAGCCACAGCCACCAAGGUGGUGAUCUUGUGUAUCUGGGCGCUGGCCGUGGUGCUGGCCUUCCCCCUUUGCUUCUACUCCACCAUCCGCAUCCUGCCCCGCCGGACAAUCUGCUACGUGGCUUGGCCCCGGUCAUCAGAUGACUCCUUCAUGUAUCAUAUCAUUGUGACGGUGCUGGUGUAUGUGCUGCCCCUAGUGGUGAUGGGUAUCACCUACACCAUUGUGGGCGUGACGCUGUGGGGAGGAGAGAUCCCGGGGGAAGCAUCAGAUAACUACCACAGCCAGCUCACAGCCAAGAGGAAGGUGGUGAAGAUGAUGAUCAUUGUGGUGGUGACCUUCGCCCUCUGCUGGCUGCCGUACCACGUCUACUUCAUCGUGACGGGACUCAACAAGGCUCUGAUGAGGUGGAAGUCCAUCCAGCAGGUCUACCUGUCAGUGAUGUGGCUGGCCAUGAGCUCCACCAUGUACAAUCCCAUCAUCUACUGCUGCCUCAACAGCAGGUUCCGGGCGGGCUUCAAGCGGGCGUUCUGUUGGUGCCCGUUCGUCCGGGUAUCCAGCUAUGACGAGCUGGAGUUGCGCGACAACACCACCCGCCACCGAUCCGGCCACCUGGGCAGCAUGUGCACCCUCUCCCGCGUGAACACUGGGACCAACAGCACCAACAAUCGCCAACACAGCAUCAAAAAGGCAGUCUCCAGCUGCCAUGGCAAUGCCAGUGUUAACGGAGAUAACAAUGGUAACCAUGGCAACCAACCGGCCGGUAGCCAAGUCCAACCUUUACAGUGACCCCGAGGAUGUGGCCGACGAUCAGUUCUCCUGAGAUGUUUAUGAUGACCACGACCACAUUCUAGAGUGUUCACGAGUGGUUUGGAAAGUCGUUGUCAACAUUUCGCCUUCCGAACUUCCCUCAAAACAUUCCAAGCAAGCCUUUCGAUUUUUAUUUUAUUUUACCAUGCAUAAGUAUUUCAUGUGAGUUUGUUGCAAACGCGGUUGUUCUGUAUAAAGUAUUUUCUGCUGGCUUGAUGCAGUGAGAUUCUUUUGAUUUUAUUGGUAUUUUGCUUAGCUUUCGAAAAUCAUUUGUUUCUGCCUUUUCUCAUUUCCAAACCCCCCUCACGACACUGAUUGGACAUCUUGUAGGCUGCUGUCUCGACGGGCAGAUUUGUGGGCAGAUUUGUGACAUCUGGACUAAGCAAUGAAGGCAGAGCUUACCAGUAGUUUACCAGUGUGGGCAUGCAUCUAUUACUCAGGCAGGCUCCCCUUGAAAGAAUGUUAGGAGUGGUUAGAGGUUGGGCAUAUAUAUAUAUAUAUAUAUAUAUAUAA
This is a messenger RNA of Oncorhynchus tshawytscha (Chinook salmon), 2125 nucleotides long. It is a transcript of the gene tacr3l, whose product is annotated as tachykinin receptor 3-like. Bases 401 to 1591 code for a protein of 396 amino acids. Gene Ontology annotation, biological process: G protein-coupled receptor signaling pathway; positive regulation of flagellated sperm motility. Gene Ontology annotation, molecular function: tachykinin receptor activity. NCBI's taxonomy places the organism in Eukaryota, Metazoa, Chordata, Actinopteri, Salmoniformes, Salmonidae. The transcript has 5 exons. Gene Ontology annotation, cellular component: sperm midpiece; plasma membrane. The record is from RefSeq and is a predicted model, not a curated record.